GUUUUCAUUUCGGCUACAAAACACAAAAUUACUAUACGUGUUAUCAAUGUGAAUUAUUUAUCAGUGUGAAAAAAUUGUUGAAAUUUUUUAACGUUGGAGCAUACGCCAAUUCUCCAAUCAAUAAUUAUCAAAUUGUCUACUCAGUGACGAGUGUCGAGCGACGAGCAUUGAGGACGAGUAGAAAAUAGUGUACUGUGUAUAUCAAAUAUUACUUACUUAUUAUUUACAUACAUAAUAAGUAAUAACAAUAACAUACACUACACAAUUAUUAUACUAUCUUUAGUUUUUGCAUAAACAAUCACUGAGUUUAGCUGUUGUUGAUUGCUGCUGGCACACGCCCCUAUAAUCCAAGAAGAUAAGUUGAAAAGUUAAAAUAUCAAAAUGACGGAUAGCAAGUAUUUUACCACCACAAAAAAAGGUGAAAUAUUUGAAUUGAAGUCUGAACUGAAUAGCGAUAAAAAAGAAAAAAAGAGAGAAGCUGUAAAAAAGGUUAUUGCGUCUAUGACGGUUGGGAAAGAUGUGUCUGCUCUAUUUCCUGAUGUUGUAAAUUGUAUGCAAACUGAUAACUUAGAACUGAAGAAACUUGUUUAUUUGUAUUUGAUGAAUUAUGCUAAAAGCAAUCCUGAUAUGGCUAUUAUGGCUGUCAAUACGUUUGUUAAGGAUUGUGAAGAUCCAAAUCCGUUAAUACGUGCUUUGGCAGUGCGCACCAUGGGUUGCAUCAGAGUCGAAAAAAUAACCGAAUAUCUAUGUGAACCAUUGCGUAAAUGCUUGAGAGAUGAAGAUCCAUAUGUACGUAAAACAGCUGCAGUUUGUGUUGCUAAACUUUAUGACAUCAAUGCACAACUAGUUGAUGAUCAAGGGUUUUUGGAACAAUUAAAAGAACUUUUAUCAGACUCUAAUCCUAUGGUGGUCGCUAACGCUGUUGCUGCUUUAUCUGAAAUGAAUGAAGCUAGUAUAACUGGUUCUCCAUUGAUUGAAAUGAAUUCACAAACUAUUAAUAAACUUUUAACUGCGCUGAAUGAAUGUACAGAAUGGGGUCAAGUGUUUAUUCUUGAUUCAUUAGCUAAUUACAGCCCAAAAGAUGAUCGUGAGGCACAAAGUAUAUGUGAACGAAUAACACCUCGAUUAGCUCAUGCUAAUGCUGCAGUUGUUUUAUCUGCUAUCAAAGUGUUAAUGAAACUAAUGGAAAUGUUGCCAACUGAUUCUGACUUUGUUACUACAUUGACUAAAAAACUUGCUCCACCGCUUGUUACUUUAUUAUCUACAGAACCAGAAGUUCAAUAUGUUGCUCUCAGAAAUAUUAAUUUAAUAGUGCAAAAGAGGCCAGAUAUACUUAAACAUGAAAUGAAAGUUUUUUUUGUUAAAUAUAAUGAUCCCAUUUAUGUCAAACUUGAGAAACUGGAUAUUAUGAUACGUUUAGCAUCACAAGCUAAUAUAGCACAAGUUCUUUCAGAACUGAAAGAGUAUGCCACUGAAGUUGAUGUUGAUUUUGUGCGCAAAGCAGUUCGUGCAAUUGGUCGAUGUGCAAUUAAAGUAGAGCAGUCUGCUGAACGUUGUGUGUCUACACUUUUGGACCUUAUACAGACAAAAGUAAACUAUGUAGUUCAAGAAGCAAUUGUCGUUAUCAAAGAUAUAUUCCGGAAAUACCCUAACAAGUACGAAAGCAUAAUAUCUUUAUUGUGUGAAAAUUUGGACACACUUGAUGAACCAGAAGCAAGAGCAUCUAUGAUUUGGAUAAUUGGAGAAUAUGCUGAACGUAUAGAUAAUGCUGAUGAACUUUUAGAAAGCUUUUUGGAAGGUUUCCAUGAUGAAAAUACUCAAGUUCAAUUGCAAUUAUUAACUGCUAUCGUUAAACUAUUUUUGAAGAGACCUACUGACACUCAAGAAUUAGUACAACAAGUCUUAAGUUUGGCUACCCAAGAUUCAGAUAAUCCAGAUUUACGUGAUCGUGGUUUUAUUUAUUGGAGAUUGCUGUCCACUGAUCCGGGUGCUGCCAAAGAUGUUGUACUUGCUGAAAAACCAUUGAUUUCCGAAGAAACCGAUCUUUUAGAACCAACUUUACUUGAUGAACUUGUAUGUCAUAUUUCUAGCCUUGCCAGUGUUUAUCAUAAGCCACCAAAUGCAUUUGUUGAAGGACGACCAGGAUUACGAAAAUCUUUACCAGCCAGAAAUGAAAAUACAUCUGCUAGUAAUGUUCCUCAAGCUGCAGUUAUACCCGCACCACAAGAAUCUUUGAUUGGAGAUCUUCUUAGUAUGGAUCUGACUACUCCAGCUGUUGUUCCGACAUCUGUUCAACCGCCUUCUGUCGAUUUACUUGCUUCUGGGUUAGAUUCAUUAUUAACCACAUCUGACUUACCAGCAGCUUCGUCAUCAAAUACAGGUUUGCUUGGUGACAUUUUUGGAUUUACACCCACACCAGUAUCUUAUUCUCCGCCUAAACAACUUUGGCUACCAAGUGAAAACGGAAAAGGAUUAGAAAUUAUGGGAACAUUUUCGAGGAAAAAUGGACAAAUUAGUAUGGAUAUGACUCUCAAGAACAAAGCUAUGCAACCAAUGAGUGGAUUUGCUAUUCAGUUAAACAAAAAUUCUUUUGGCUUGACACCAGCCCGUCCGUUACAAGUAUUAAACCCAUUAUUGCCAACCGCGUCUUAUGAAACCAGCUUAGCUCUUGCGACUACUGGACUUGUGCAACGAAUGGAACCCAUAACUAAUCUUCAAGUGGCAAUAAAAAAUAAUAUUGAUGUUUUAUAUUAUGCUUGUAUUAUUCCAAUGAAUGUAUUUUUUAUCGAAGAUGGUCAAAUGGAUAAGCGAGUAUUUUUGAAAACUUGGAAAGACAUACCUGCAGAGAAUGAAGUGCAAUUCACUUUGAAAAAUGUUCUUUGCAAUACAGAGGCUAUUGUCUUGAAGAUGUCACAAAAUAAUGUGUUUACAAUAGCUAAAAGACACGUUGAAGGCCAGGACAUGUUAUACCAGUCAUUAAAGUUGACGAAUGGUAAUUGGGUGUUGAAUGAACUUAAAAUUCAGCCAGGAAAUCCAAACAUAACUCUUUCAUUAAAGUUACUGGCUAUGGAAGUUGCACAGGGAGUUUUCCAAGCAUACGAUGCUAUCCUUCAUUCAUAGAAACUUAAAUUAAUAAGUAAGUUAAUUCCAAGUAUUUGUAUGAGUUGUAUAACUGUAAGUAGGUAGUCAUAAUAUAAGCUUUCAUUAUCAAAUACAUACUAAAGUAUUUUAAUUAAAAUGUUAGCUACCUAUUUAUUUAUUAUUUAUUCACAAUACAUGAAUAUUAAAUCGAAAUAUGUUUGUUUUAAAAUUAAACUUUUUUAUAUUAGCAUUACAAUAUUAUUAUGUUGAUUUUUUUUCCAUUAUGUAUUUUGUUAUUUAUACAUGCAAAUAUUAUUUAAUUAUAAUAUUAUUAACAUUUUUUUUGAUAAAUAUUUUUAUUGAAGUAAAAUAUACUACAUUUAUUUAAACCUUACUCAAGUAUUAAAUAAAAAUAUAUAAUUAUAAGUUAUAACCAUAUAUAGAUAAUAUUAUAGCAAACAAUAAUAAUAUAUUAUAAUAUACAUAUUAUUAGUUAUAAUA
Acyrthosiphon pisum (pea aphid) is the source of this 3582-nucleotide messenger RNA. It is a transcript of the gene AP-1-2beta, whose product is annotated as adaptor protein complex 1/2, beta subunit. Lineage: Eukaryota; Metazoa; Arthropoda; Insecta; Hemiptera; Aphididae. Gene Ontology annotation, biological process: vesicle-mediated transport; intracellular protein transport. The transcript has 15 exons. Gene Ontology annotation, cellular component: clathrin adaptor complex; membrane coat. Gene Ontology annotation, molecular function: clathrin binding. The coding region runs from base 382 to 3120 and encodes 912 amino acids. The record is from RefSeq and is a predicted model, not a curated record.